AGACAUCUGGCCACUUCUCGAGUCACUUCUGUAGUCCUGCGGGCGCCAGCCGCGCGGAGCCCCGCCCGCCGCCAGCCCAGCCCCGCGUGCGGACCGGAGGCGGUCGCGCUCUGGCCUUCUCGCACUUGCAGUCCGCCGAGCCAGGCCGGAAAGCUACACGCGUCCGUCCGUCUCACGCCUACUCUCUCAAUUCCCAGCCGUCCAGCCCAUCCCACCGUCGGCGAUGUUUUAUUUCCACUGUCCGCCACAGCUAGAGGGCACUGCGCCCUUUGGCAACCACUCUUCAGGAGAUUUCGAUGAUGGGUUUCUGCGUAGAAAACAGCGCCGGAACCGGACAACGUUCACUCUUCAGCAGCUGGAAGCUCUUGAGGCCGUUUUUGCCCAAACACACUACCCAGAUGUCUUCACCAGAGAAGAGCUAGCCAUGAAAAUAAACCUCACAGAAGCCAGAGUGCAGGUUUGGUUCCAGAACCGAAGGGCUAAAUGGAGGAAAACAGAGAGAGGGGCCUCUGACCAGGAGCCGGGAGCCAAGGAGCCCAUAGCAGAGGUGACACCACCUCCGGUGAGAAAUAUCAACUCCCCGCCCCCUGGGGACCAGGCCCGGAGCAAGAAGGAGGCGCUGGAGGCCCAGCAGAGCCUGGGGCGCACAGUGGGGCCCACAGGACCUUUCUUCCCCUCCUGCUUGCCGGGGACCCUCCUGAACACAGCCACUUAUGCCCAGGCCUUGUCCCAUGUGGCCUCCCUGAAAGGGGGCCCGCUGUGCUCUUGCUGUGUCCCAGACCCCAUGGGGCUCUCCUUCCUCCCCACCUACGGCUGCCAGAGUAACCGCACGGCCAGUGUGGCCGCCCUGCGCAUGAAGGCCCGAGAGCACUCGGAAGCCGUCCUGCAGUCGGCCAACCUCCUGCCAUCCGCCAGCAGCAGCCCUGGCCCUGCAGCCAAGCCAGUACCCCAUGACGGCAGCCAGGACAAGCCCUCUCCCAGCAAGGAACAGAGCGAGGGAGAGAAGAAUGUAUGA
Messenger RNA from Nycticebus coucang (slow loris), 1015 nucleotides. It is a transcript of the gene DRGX, whose product is annotated as dorsal root ganglia homeobox. Lineage: Eukaryota; Metazoa; Chordata; Mammalia; Primates; Lorisidae. The transcript is spliced from 7 exons. Gene Ontology annotation, biological process: regulation of transcription by RNA polymerase II. The record is from RefSeq and is a predicted model, not a curated record. Bases 224 to 1015 code for a protein of 263 amino acids. Gene Ontology annotation, molecular function: DNA-binding transcription factor activity, RNA polymerase II-specific; RNA polymerase II transcription regulatory region sequence-specific DNA binding.